This is a messenger RNA of Hippocampus comes (tiger tail seahorse), 1997 nucleotides long. RefSeq names its product chitinase, acidic.1 (gene chia.1). The transcript is spliced from 12 exons. Gene Ontology annotation, biological process: carbohydrate metabolic process. Bases 98 to 1462 code for a protein of 454 amino acids. Gene Ontology annotation, molecular function: chitin binding. The record is from RefSeq and is a predicted model, not a curated record. NCBI's taxonomy places the organism in Eukaryota, Metazoa, Chordata, Actinopteri, Syngnathiformes, Syngnathidae. Gene Ontology annotation, cellular component: extracellular region.
GUAGCAAAUAUAAAUAUGACCCAAUUGGACAAACUCGGCACUGGUUCUUCGGAUCCUCUCAGGAAGUUUCAUAGGUUUACCAGAUUGGGUUAACAACAUGAUGGCGAAACUCCUCAUAGCUCUGAGUGUUCUCCUAACUCUGCACAUAGCUUCUUCCAAUAAGUUGGUCUGUCACAUGACCAACUGGGCCCAGUAUAGGCCUGGCAGUGCCAAGUUCACCCCAGACAACAUUGACCCUUUCCUGUGCACACACGUCAUCUACACGCUUGCCACCAUCAACAGCUUCAACCAAAUCACCACCAUUGAGUGGAAUGAUGAGCAGCAGUACGCCAGACUCAACGGCCUCAAGGACAUUAAUCCGGCACUGAAGACUCUGCUGUCAGUUGGAGGCACAGUCAAUGGAAUGAGCCCAUUCAUUGCCAUGGUUGCCAAGCCAGAGACUCGUGCUGCCUUCAUAAAGUCGGCCAUCAGCUUCCUGCGAACUCACAACUUUGAUGGGCUGAACUUGGCUUGGGAAUAUCCGGCACACAACGGCAGCCCACUGCAGGACAAGCAGAGAUUCACUUUGCUGGCCAAGGAGUUGGUUGCGGCUUUUGAGGAGGAUGCCAGAAACUCCAGAAAGACUCAGCUCCUGCUGUCAGCCAAUGUUGCUUCAAUCCGCGCCACUAUCGAAAGAUCUUACGAGGUCAACCUGAUUGCGCCACAUUUUGACUUCCUCAACCUCAUGACCUAUGACUUCCAUGGACACUGGGAGGCAGCAACUGGACACAACAGUCCUCUGUACCCAAGUUCUGUGGACUCAGGAUCACACAUUCAUCAUAAUAUCAACUCCUCUGUGUUCCAUUGGCUGGAUAUGGGAGCACCAGCAGAGAAGCUACUCCUGGGUUUCCCUUCAUAUGGGAGAACCUACCGCCUUCAGACUGGUGCUAAUGGCCUGGGAGCACCAUCAAACGGACCAGCUGACGCCGGGCCAUACACUCGCACGGCUGGUUUCUGGGCUUACUAUGAGGUCUGCGACUUCAUCUCCAGCGCUUCGCCUGAAUGGAUUGCUGAACAGAGCGUUCCAUAUGCCACCUUUGGCAGUGCUUGGGUUGGCUAUGAUGACCAGCGCAGCUUUUCAUCCAAGGUUGAGUGGAUGACAGGCAGGAAUCUGGGAGGUGCUCAUGUGUGGACUCUUGACAUGGAUGACUUUGGUGGAUCCUUCUGUUCAGCUGGCUCAUAUCCACUCAUCAACCACCUCAGGAUGUCAAUGGGCUUCCCCCCUAAGCCUACCACCACUCCAGCUCCGACCACCACCAGGGACCCCACUGCCAGUUUCUGUCAUGGCCGCCCUGACGGCCUGUACCCUAACCCAUUUGACAGCAACACCUACUUCCAGUGCUUCAGAGGAAACACCUACCUGCACCGCUGCCAGCCUGGUCUCAUUUACUGGGACUCCUGCAAGUGCUGCAAUUGGCCUUGAUGCAGCAUGGCUGAAAUAAAAGUAUUUGGGAGAAAGUUUGCAAUGUUAAGUAAACAUCUAGAACAAAACAGUAGCUAAAUCUGUAAUUGACUCAUUAAACAUUUGUUAAUGUAUCAUUUCAUAUGACUUUCACAUUUCAUCAAUUUCGCAUUUUGUCGACUCAAGAAUUGAGUAGUAAACCAUCUUUAAAUGCAUUAAUUUUGGGGUUUUCAAGUUGCUGCCAUGUUGAGAUGAAAACUCCAAAAGGAAUAUUUGUUCAUUUUAAUAUUGUUUUUUUUUCCCCUGUAUGUAACGACUGAAAAAAAAGGAUUAGAUUAUUGCUGCUCUGCUUUUUUUUUCCUCCUUGAAAGUGAACAUUGAAGUCAGCCAAGGAAAAUGUUUAUCAUUGAACUUGAAAAUGUUGAACAUAGCCAUUGAACUAUGAUUUAAACAGAAAAUAUGCCACACGCACUGGAUUAAAGUUAUUAGGACCUGAUGGCACGUCCGGCCAUGCCUCUCACCCUCAACCUUUAUUAAACUAAAAAUUCAAGAUGAA